GUACCGGAAGCGGAAUGUACGUCACAUUGGCUGCGCCGUUCUUGAUCUAAAAGCUGAAGUGCUGAAUUCCCGGUUGUGGGGAUCAGGUCGGCGGCAGAAUGGCGGAGAAAAGUGGAGAGGAGAAGAUGAAGGCGAUGGAGGCCGAGAUGGCCCUGUUUGAGCAGGAGGUACUGGGUGCCCCCGUCGCGCUGCCUCCGGUUGAUCCCGUUCCCGUGGCUAUCCCAGCGGUUCCCAUCAUCCGGCCAAUUAUAGCAACGAACACCUAUCACCAGGUGCAGCAGAGCCUGCAGGCGCGGGCAGCGGCUGCAGCCAGUGUCGUGGCUCCGAUCAUCGCUCCCCCUGUACCGUUCGUUGGCCCAGCGAUACCACCUCCAAGGCCGCCUAUGAUGAGACCCAGUUUUAUCCCCCAUGCGUUGCAGAGGCCCCCCGAUCACCUGCAUGCGAUGCCCCGGCCUUCCUUUAUCCCCCACGUCCUGCAGCAGAGAGCAGGGGGUCCACGUCACCCCGGAAUGCCGCCCCCACAGCCACUGAUGUCUCAUCAGAUGCAUGGUCCUCCGCCACCACUCAUGGGUCACCAUAUGCCCCCACCUCCGUUAAACAUGAGGAGCGGACCACCUCCAGCUCCGGUGGGCCCCAUGCCCCCACCUCCCCGGCCUUCCGUACAGCCUUCCCCCAAAAUGAACCCAACUGUCAUACAGGCGGCUCCCACUGUUUACACGGCACCCCCUGUUAGGAAGGUAGAGGAGGAACCACCUGAACCCCCGGCCAUGGCCGACGAGAAGGAGAUGAGCUUCGACGAUGCGGUCAUUGGUCCGAGCAUGCCGGAAAUUGAACCCGUGCAGCCAGAGGCGAUCGUAGAACCCGUCCAAGAAGAUAAGAAGAAAGCGAAGCCCGAGAAAUUAAAACGAUGCAUCCGGACGGCAGCCGGUACCUCCUGGGAGGAUCAGAGUCUGCUGGAAUGGGAAACGGAUGAUUUCCGGAUUUUCUGCGGUGAUUUGGGGAAUGAGGUAAACGACGACAUCCUCGCCCGCGCCUUCAGCCGUUACCCGUCCUUCCUGAAGGCCAAGGUGAUUCGUGACAAGCGCACGGGAAAAACCAAAGGCUACGGCUUCGUCAGCUUCAAGGACCCCAACGACUACGUGAGAGCCAUGCGGGAGAUGAACGGUAAAUACGUCGGUUCCCGUCCCAUUAAACUCAGGAAAAGCAUGUGGAAAGAUCGGAACAUCGACGUCGUGCGCAAGAAGCAGCGAGAGAAGAAGAAGCUGGGCCUUAGAUAAACACCCAGCCGUACGGACUUGUUACAGUUUCAGAAGCCCGGCAUCCCCUCGGACCUCCGCCCAACGAUUUUAAUUCAUCCACACGUACAGUUCCCCCUCCCCAGACUCU
Spea bombifrons (plains spadefoot toad) is the source of this 1386-nucleotide messenger RNA. RefSeq names its product RNA binding motif protein 42 (gene RBM42). The transcript is spliced from 10 exons. Lineage: Eukaryota; Metazoa; Chordata; Amphibia; Anura; Pelobatidae. Gene Ontology annotation, molecular function: mRNA binding. The coding region runs from base 99 to 1277 and encodes 392 amino acids. The record is from RefSeq and is a predicted model, not a curated record.